This is a messenger RNA of Tarenaya hassleriana, 1633 nucleotides long. RefSeq names its product magnesium-chelatase subunit ChlI, chloroplastic-like. Lineage: Eukaryota; Viridiplantae; Streptophyta; Magnoliopsida; Brassicales; Cleomaceae. Gene Ontology annotation, molecular function: ATP hydrolysis activity; magnesium chelatase activity; ATP binding. Gene Ontology annotation, cellular component: chloroplast stroma. Gene Ontology annotation, biological process: chlorophyll biosynthetic process. The record is from RefSeq and is a predicted model, not a curated record. The coding region runs from base 71 to 1345 and encodes 424 amino acids. The transcript has 3 exons.
ACAAGUAAAAAUUCUAUGGGCAUUUUCACUCUCAGGACUUGCACAGAGAGAGAGGGAGAGAGCAAAAGCCAUGGCGUGCAAGCUUGGAACCUCUUCGACUGCAAAUUUUGUUCCUUCGUUCUCUUCUUCCACGUCUAAGCGAUCCUUCUCCUCGGUUACGUUAUGCCCAACUGGAGACAAAACUUGCGGAAGAUUCUAUGGAGGAAUUGCGAUCAACUCGGGAAUCAAAAGGAUGGAUCGAUUUCGUGUUGCAGUUUCUAGUUUCGCCACCGAAGUGAAAAGGGUUGAUCAACAGCAAAAGCUACCAGCAAUGGAGAGCCAGAGGCCGGUGUAUCCAUUCUCUGCCAUUGUUGGGCAAGAGGAGAUGAAACUAUGCCUAUUGUUAAACGUGAUUGACCCGAAGAUCGGAGGUGUCAUGAUCAUGGGCGACAGAGGGACCGGAAAAUCGACAACUGUAAGAUCCCUCGUCGAUCUCCUACCCGAGAUCAAGGUCAUUGCCGGUGAUCCUUACAACUCAGAUCCCGAUGACCCGGAAUCAAUGGGUAUGGAAGUCAGAGAAAAGCUCAUGAGAGGUGAAAAGCUUCCAAUGGCGAUGACCAAGAUCAAUAUGGUUGAUUUGCCAUUAGGUGCAACUGAAGAUAGGGUGUGUGGAACGAUUGAUAUCGAAAAAGCCAUGACUGAGGGUGUCAAAGCAUUUGAGCCAGGGCUUCUCGCCAAAGCAAACAGAGGGAUACUCUACAUUGAUGAAGUGAAUCUCUUGGAAGAUCAUUUGGUCGAUGUGCUUUUAGAUUCCGCUGCCUCGGGAUGGAACACCGUCGAGAGGGAGGGUGUUUCGGUUUCUCAUCCCGCGAAAUUCAUACUGAUCGGUUCCGGAAAUCCCGAAGAAGGCGAGCUGAGGCCUCAGCUUCUCGACCGGUUUGGAAUGCAUGCACAAGUGGGGACCGUGAAGGACGCCGAGCUCAGGGUAAAAGUCGUCGAAGAGAGAUCGAGAUUCGACGAGAACCCUAAAGAAUUCCGGGCAUCUUACGAAGUAGAGCAGGAUAAGAUGAAGCGGCAAAUCACGUUGGCUCGGUAUAAUCUGCUGUCGGUUCGGACGGAUCGAGAUCUAAAGGUGAAGAUCUCGAAGGUAUGUGCCGAACUGAACGUCGACGGGCUGAGAGGAGAUAUAGUGACGAAUAGAGCAGCGAAAGCUCUCGCGGCUCUGAAGGGACGAGACAGAGUGACUCCGGAGGAUAUCGCAACCGUCAUACCGAACUGUCUGAGGCACCGGCUCCGGAAAGAUCCCCUGGAAUCCAUCGAUUCGGGCUUGCUCGUGAUGGAGAAAUUCUACAAAGUCUUCAGUUGAUCGGCUCGUUGGCUCGGCUUUAUGAGGGGGAUUUCGAUACGGAACAUGAUAACUACGGAAGGGCACGGGUCAGCUGUACGAGAUUGUUGGGUUAUACGAAUCUAAACCUGAAUGUGUUCGGUCUCACGAGAUAUUAUCCGAAUUUUUUACCCAGUUUUGGUCGGAUAUCCGCGAGUUUCCGGACACAAUUUUUAAAUACGAAAUUUUGUUUUUUUUUUAAAAAAAAUUUAAAUGUUACAUUGAUUUAGGUCGAAUAUCCUAACAGUUAUGCAAUUAUUGUUCGUACAA